Messenger RNA from Hypanus sabinus (Atlantic stingray), 6530 nucleotides. RefSeq names its product solute carrier family 35 member B4 (gene slc35b4). The transcript is spliced from 10 exons. Lineage: Eukaryota; Metazoa; Chordata; Chondrichthyes; Myliobatiformes; Dasyatidae. Gene Ontology annotation, molecular function: UDP-xylose transmembrane transporter activity; UDP-N-acetylglucosamine transmembrane transporter activity. Gene Ontology annotation, biological process: transmembrane transport. Bases 128 to 1114 code for a protein of 328 amino acids. The record is from RefSeq and is a predicted model, not a curated record. Gene Ontology annotation, cellular component: endoplasmic reticulum membrane; Golgi membrane.
UAGGCGAGGGAAGAGGAAAAGGAUCGUUGAUCGGAGGGGGUGUCACUUCUGUGCGCCGAAGGAAGGGGCAGGAGCAACCAGCGGCGACUGCACACUCAUCAGCCCUCAGGACGGUACGAGGGGCACCAUGCACCCGGGCUUCGCCGUUGGCCUGGUGUUUCUCGGGUGCAGUAGCAACGUCGUGUUCCUGGAGCUGUUGGUCAGGGAUUUUCCAGGAUGUGGGAACAUUGUGACAUUUGGACAGUUCCUGUUUAUAGCACUGGAAGGUUUAAUCUUUCAAGCUCACUUUCUCACAAAGCCCAGAGCAAUUCCAUUGAGGAACUACUUCAUUAUGGUGUCCAUGUUUUUCAUUGUGAGUGUGGUUAAUAAUUAUGCCCUCAACUUCAAUAUUCCAAUGCCCUUGCACAUGAUCUUCAGAUCAGGCUCUUUGAUUGCCAACAUGGUACUGGGAAUUGUCAUAUUAAAGAAAAGAUACACAUUUGCGAAGUAUAUUUCAAUUGCUUUGGUUUCUCUGGGGAUAUUUAUCUGUACGUUAAUGUCAGCAAAGCAAGUGUCUUCGCAUACAAGUGUGUCUGACGAUGGCGGUUUUUAUGCGUUAAUGCAGUGGUUAAUAGGAGUUGCUAUGCUGACUUUUGCACUUUUCAUGUCAGCUAGAAUGGGCAUCUUUCAAGAAACGUUAUAUAAGAAGUAUGGGAAGCACUCCAAGGAAGCACUGUUCUAUAACCAUUUCCUGCCAUUACCUGCCUUCCUCUUGUUUACCUCAGACAUCUACAAUCAUGGAAUCCUCUUCAGCCAGUCCAAAUCGAUUGAACUUGUACCCCUGGGACUAACCAUACCGGUUAUGUGGUUUUACCUCAUAAUGAAUGUUCUAACUCAAUAUGUUUGCAUUCGUGGUGUGUUUAUUUUGACAACAGAGUGCACAUCUUUAACAGUUACGCUCGUUGUGACACUUCGCAAGUUUAUCAGUCUGAUCUUCUCCAUAAUUUACUUCAAGAACCCCUUCACUUUCUGGCACUGGAUUGGAACAUCAGUGGUCUUUGUUGGAACACUCACUUAUGCUGAAGUUUGGAAGACUUUCAAGCCACUCCUGUAUGGAAAGAGGAAGGAGGACUAGUUUAUCCCUGGGGAAUAAGUUGAGAUCCAGAGUGGUUAUGUAGGAUGCCCGCUGAUUUAGUGGAGACUGGAUGGUCUUCAGGUAUUCCUUCAGAAAACUUUCUUUUUUGGAAAGUUGGCAUUUAUCCUGGAGAAUAAAUUGAAUUGUUUCUUUCCUGUGAAACCCUUUUUUGUCUGCUCCCUCCCAUUUCUGAACUUUAAACCAGGUAAGUGUGUAAGUGGUGCUUAAAACAGAUCUGUUGUCAAAAAGACACAGAACCAUAUGAAUUAUAGCUGAAAUUAUGCUUUGAAGUUGAAAUAAUACGUGUAUGUAUAAAACAUUGAUCCUUUUAUUGCAUUUUUAGUAAAAAUUAAUUGCUUUAAUUGUUGGUUCUGUGCUGGGUUAAAACUUUGAGGGACCGGAUGGCACUGUGAGUUUAAUGCACUGGCUCAAGAACUGUGACAUAGAUCCAUAUCUAUGUAAGAGCAAUUGGGAUGUUUAUGGCUUUGAAACAUAUCAAGUUAUAAAAUAGGAGAUUUUAUAUUUUUUUAAAAAUCCUGAUCUAUUGAGAUGUGAAGAGGAUCUAUUAUCUAGAAGAGCAAAAGAAAUAGGAGGAGUUGGCCUUUUGGCCUGCCAAGUCAGUACCCCCAUAUUCCUUAAUUACUUCAAUAUUGAUUGCUUUAAUAUGGUGAGCUACCUUAAGUGGAGAAUUAAAUAUUGAGAUUUUUGGGAUGAUUUGAUUUCUUUCAGGAAAUAAAUUUCAGUUGAUAAAGCCUGUGGGAAUAUGGGGUCACUGCUUAUAACCAUGAGAGUUUUACUUGGUAGGAUAACUGUUAAAGUGUAUGUAUAAUAUCAAUUCUGGUGUUAUUACCAGAACAACUAUGAAGGACUAAAUGGAAAUUUUUGGUUUAAUAUUCCUAUAAUAUAUAUUUCCUCCAAUAUAUAACAGAUUCGGGUGCAAAGAAGUUCUAAACACUUAGAAGGGCAUUUUUGAUGUUGUGGUCAGUAGUUUUGUACUUUGUGGCAUGUCGGGCGGCACCCUUACAGUUUCUUUAGCAGUUUGUCUAAUUUUUACAAGGCCAACUUGCUAGCUCAAUGCUCAACCCAGCAUGGAUGGAAAGUGUGCAAGGAGGUGGCUAGAUUUGAAAACAGGUCCACUUGCCUUGAAGUCCAGCUGGCGGCAGUUUAUAUUUGUAUGCUCUCCAUUAGUAUAUCACAACUCACUAGUGUGUUCACAAUAGUGUUUUUAAACAGAAACUUUCACCAGUCCUGAAGAGAUACUGGUGGAGGUGACCAAAAGGUUGGCUAAAGUCUUCAGAUUCAUCUUAAGGGAUGAAGAGAGUUGGGAUAUGGGAAUGGGUAAAGUCAUAGGAUCAUUGUGAAGGGAGAAGAGAGGUUGAAAGGUGGAAGGAAAGAAUUUCAGAGCUUAGUGGCUGCAGUAAGUUACUCAUGUAGUUAUUAAGUUUGGGAGUGAUUACAAGAUCAGAAUUAGAGAAAAAUUACAGGUAAUUGAAGGUCUGGUGGAAAUUAAAGAAGGGGCAAAGGUGGCUUGGACAAAUUUGAAAGCCAGAAUGAUUGUUAAAUUCACAGUUAGCCAGGGAGCAAUGGUUCUUAUAAAGAAAGGUUAGAUAGGCUGUAUCUGCUGGAGUUUAAAACAUACAAGAAGUUGAGGGGUCUUGACAGGCUGGGUUUAGAGAGAAUGUUUCCCUUUUGUAAGAGGAUUUAGGUCUAGGAGUCACUGUUUAACAACAGAGAUGCUCAUUUAACACAGGAUUAGGCAAAAAAUUAUUUUGAGGUUUGUGAGUCUUUGGAACUCUUCAAAAGGCAAUACAAGUGGGAUCAAUGAAUAUUUUUAAGGCAGAUCAACAAGGGUAUAUGAGGUUACUGUGGACAGACUGGAAUGCGAAGUUGAGGUUAUGGUCAGAUCAGCCACGAUGGUGGAGCACCCGUGAGGAGCCAAAGAGGCCAAACACAAUUAUAACGUGUUACAUGUAUGCAAGCAUGAGGGUGAUAGCAGGAUAUGGGUAGCAGAAUUUUGGAUGACAUUAAAUUUAAGAUAAUAGAAAGAAGAAUGCCAGUUUGUAGGAUGUUGGAAUAAUCAGUCCUGGAAUUAACAGUGAUGUGGAUGAAAAUUUUUGGGAGCAGAUCAGCUGAUUCAGGCAUGGAGUUGGGUAUGUUACGGAGAUGGAAAUCAAAAGUCCCUAAGUUCCAUACUCCAAAGUUAUAGGAAAAGUCUGUUGAAGUUUUGGAUUGUUGCCAGGAAGUUGGAUUAAGUCAGGAUCAGUGUUAUUUUUGCUGAUUAUGUUGUUAUGAGUUCUGCAAUAGCAGUUCACUGCAAUACAUUUUUAUUCCUAUAAAUUACCAUAACAAUAUAUUUAAAAGUAAAUAUAGCAGAGAGCAAAAUAGCGAGGCAGUGUGUAUGGGUUCAUGGACUGUUCAGAAAUUUGAUGGCGGAGGGGAAGAAGCUGCUCCCAAAGUAGGUGUUCCUCCUCCCUGAUGGUAGUAAUUAGCAGAGGGCAUGGCCUGAACGAUGAGGAUCUCUCACAAUAGAUGCCACCGCCUUAAGGUAUCACCUUUGUUGAUGUUCUCUGGUGGGGAGGCCAGUGCCCUUGGAGCUGAUUGAGUUUGCAGCCUUUUGCAGCUUUUUCAGGUUCAAUGUUAUCGGCACCUGCGUACCAGUUUGAUAAAUGCAGCCAGUCAUGUGCUCUCCACAAUACAUCUGUAGAAAUUUGGUGGCGUACCAAAUCUCCACAAACUCCUCAUGAAAUAUUCUGGCAUCCCUUCUUCAUAAUUGCAUCAAUAUGCUGGGCCCAGGAUAGAUCUUCAGAGAUGCUGACACUAAUGAACUUGAUUGAAGCUGCUCACCUUGCCACUGCUGACCCCCCCUUGAUGAAAACUUGUGUGAUCUCCCCAUUUCUCCUUCUGGCUGAACAACAGAGUUGUGGCAGGAAAUAAACACUGUGGCUUCAGCCUUCCCAGUAUUUGGCUGGAGGAAAUUUCAGGGCAACCAUUCCUGUAGAUCAGGCAUUCUGAUAAAUUAGAGUAAUUGGUGUCCUCCCUAACACAUGGAAAAGUUCUUGGGUGAAUGGAUAAAAAGUAGAAGGUCACCUAAGAAUUGGACAGUUUGGGUGAGGAUGUAAGCAUCAGGAGAUCCAACAAGAGAAUCCAUUCUGGGUGAUUCUCAGAUCGAUGCAUAGAAAUAGGUGAACAGAACCCCACCUUGCUGAGUAGUAGUGAAGAGGUAGUUUAGAAUGUUAGUAUGGCGAGGCACAUCAGAACCUGUGGACAGGGCCACAGAAAUAUGGACUCAGGGUAGCAGACACCUCCUCUUUCCAGUUUCGUAUUUUAAUUAAAAAGCUGAACACUAAUGCAACUGUAAUGUUAUGAGGACUGAGACGGCUAUGCGAAGGUGGGAAGCUGCCUACCUGGCAGCUACUGCACUUCAAAAGUAAUUCAUUAGGUGAAAAACUUCAAAGUAUUUCCCUGGAAAUGAACAAUAUCUGUAAACAGGCUGGUGUCUUCAGAAGUGCUGACACUUGAGAUUUUAUUAAUUAUUUAUUGAUUUCUUUUCUGUUUAAUAUGAGCAAUUUGCUGGAAUGGAAAACGAUUAUACGCUCUAUCACUCUCCAUCUCCCCGGUGAAUCUUGCAAGUAAAAUAAUAUAAAAUCAGUAACCGAAGAGUGAUGGCACAACUGUAUUUUCUGGCUCUUUAGUUACUGUGACCAAUGUGAUUUGAAAGUGCUGUCAGGGAACAUUUUUAUAUAUAAAAUCACCUGCUGCACCAGUCAUUGGAGUAAUUGGGGAGGGAGGCCUUAUUUAUGAUAUCAAACUAAGGCAACUUUUGCACAUCAUUGACUGCCCCUAGCAGUAAAAAUUUAACACAUUACUUUAGAGUACGCAAUAAAAGUUCUUAACAUUUACACCUCUGGAACAGUUUAGUGGAAGAGUUUUUGCCUUUAUAGAGCUAUUAAAAGUAUUGUAUAUUGCUUUUAGAGGGUGCCUGAUUUAAAGUGUGUGCAGUGAUUAGACCUCUGAUACAAGAUCAGUAUCUGAGUAUUCUGCUGAAGAUUGUGACUUCCAUCAAUAAAAUGCAUUCUUUUCCAUUUCCUCCUUCUGUUUGUGCCUGUCUAACAUGUUGGCAUCCUGUCUCAUUUGGUCUUGUUUUUCAAGUCCUAAGCCCAUGAGAUAACACAGUAUUAUUUUUUCUUUGUAAUCUGUGUUUCAUCCAUGGACCAUCCGCUUCCCAAACAAUUUUGCUUGUAGUCCACUUAUAUACAGAAGGGUGGAUGGGAGUUUUAGAAUAUCCAAAUUAUUAUUGUGUGUAGUUUUGGACUCCUUAUUUGAGAAAGGAUCUACUGACAUUGGAGAGGGUUCAGAGAAGAUUCAUAAGAAUGAUUCCAGGAACGAAAGGGUUACCAUAUGAGGAACAUCUGGCAGCUCUUGGGCUGUAUUCUCUGGAGUUCAGGAGAAUGAGGGGGGAUCUCACAGAAACAUUCCAAAUCUUAAAAGGCUUGAACAGAUUAGAUACAGCAAAGUUUUUCCCAUGGUAGGGGAUUCGAAGACAAGAGGGCACAUGUUCAGGAUUGAAGGACGCCCAUUUACAACAGAGAUGUGGAAAAAUUACUGUAGUCAGAGGGUGGUAAAUCGGUGGAAUUUGUUGCCACGAGUGGCUGUGGAGACCAAGUCACUGAGUGUAUCUAAGGCAGAGAUAGAUAGGUUCUUGAUUAGGCAGGGCAUCAAAGGGUAUGGGGUGAAAGCAGGGGACUGGGGAUGACUGGAAGAAUUGAAUUAGCCCAUGAUUGAAUAGUAGGGCAGAUUCGAUGGGCCAAAUGUCCUACUUCUGCUCUGAUAUCUUAUGGUCAUAUAUCUGGAUCUUUUGCAAGUGUCUCUCAGAGAUUUGUUUGGUGGUUUGGAUACAGCUGGUCUUGGCUUCUUCACCUACAAGUGAAAACUAGGUUGGAUCAAAAUCUACUUUUGAAUUGUGAAGUAAUUCCACAGAAGACUUUAUAAUAAGGGUGGUUAAAUUACAUGUUUAUACAACUGAUUAAUUACAAUGACUUUCAAAAUUUUUUAAGAGGAACUAAAAUUGUAUUUCACUCAACUUUGGAUUCUGCUUUGACUUCAUCUUACAGGAAUUGACAAUGACAGGUAUGCAGUUGUCUGACAAUGUAGACUUGCAUUGAGUCUAGAUGUAGUUGCUGUACUGGCAGAUUUAAGACCACCUGCAUGAGAUCGAUGACCUUGAUAGAAAGGAUUAUUUUCCCACGUUAAAUUGGGUGAUUUGAACCUCAUUUCUUAAGGUCAAAUGAGGCUCCACACUGGUAGCAUGGGACCAGACUUUUAUCACCUCUGACUAAUCUACACAUUUUGAUUCCUGUAAUCUGCCAAGCCUCUUAUGUAUACCUUUUGUCCAAUCCUACUUUUUAUUGUAGCUUAA